Thamnophis elegans (Western terrestrial garter snake) is the source of this 2928-nucleotide messenger RNA. RefSeq names its product ectonucleoside triphosphate diphosphohydrolase 2-like. Bases 31 to 1533 code for a protein of 500 amino acids. The record is from RefSeq and is a predicted model, not a curated record. Gene Ontology annotation, cellular component: plasma membrane. Gene Ontology annotation, biological process: nucleoside diphosphate catabolic process. The transcript has 9 exons. NCBI's taxonomy places the organism in Eukaryota, Metazoa, Chordata, Lepidosauria, Squamata, Natricidae. Gene Ontology annotation, molecular function: GDP phosphatase activity; UDP phosphatase activity.
CAGAGUGGAAGCUGAGCGGGUAGCGGCAGCAUGAGCCCCAAGAAGGCGGUGGCGGCAGCGCUGGGCGUGCUGUGCCUGGUGGCUGUGGUGGGACUCAUCCUCCUUUUUGUGUCCACCAAGGACGUACCGGAGCCGCCCGACUUCAAGUAUGGGAUCGUAUUGGAUGCGGGGUCUUCCCACACGGCCAUGUUUGUCUACAAAUGGCUGUCCAACAAGGAGAACGAAACUGGGAUUGUCAGCCAGCACAGCGACUGCCACGUGAAGGGAGGCGGUAUCUCCAGCUACAUCAAUAAAACAUCGGAAGCCGGGGAGAGCUUGGUGCUCUGCCUUGACCAGGCCCUGAAGGAUGUCCCGAAGGUGAGGCAUGGCAUCACUCCCCUCUACUUGGGCGCCACGGCUGGCAUGCGGCUGCUAAACAUUUCUAAACCUCAGGUUUCAGACAGUAUCCUUGAAGCUGUGACCUCCACACUGAAGAAAUACCCCUUUGACUUCCGGGGAGCAAGGAUCCUGAGUGGGGAGGAUGAGGGCUUGUUCGGGUGGGUCACCGCUAACUACCUCCUGGAGAACUUCGUCAAGUACGGGUGGAUCGGGCGCUGGAUCCGCCCCAUGAAGAGCACGGUGGGGGCCAUGGACCUGGGCGGGGCCUCCACCCAGAUCACCUUCGAGACCACGGCAGCCAUCGAGAGCCCUGGCAACCAGGUGACCCUGAAGCUGUACGGGCACCAGUACAAAGUCUACACACACAGCUUCCUCUGCUACGGCAUAAACGAGAUCUACACCAGGCUGACCUCCAAGAUCCUGAAGGCUAAAGCUUACGCCCUCCGACUGGAGAACCCCUGCUGGCCACGGGGAUUUGAGCGCAGCUUUCCCAUGGAGAGCAUCUACGAGUCACCCUGCACCACCUCCGAGAAGCCCCCCAACAGCAAACUCAAUGACAUGGUGAACAUGAGGGGCUCUGGAGACCCCGCCCAGUGCUUGGCACAUGCAGAGAGCCUCUUCCGGUUCACAAACUGCUCUUAUUCCAGCUGCUCCUUUGACGGGGUCUUCCAGCCGCCCAUGGAGGGAAACUUCAUCGCCUUCUCGUCAUUUUUCCACACGGUGGAUUUCCUCCGGUCAGUGAUGAAAAGACAGGUAGCCACUCCAAAUGACCUCAGAGAAGGCGCGGAGGCCAUCUGUACCACCCCCUGGAGUGAGCUGCUCAAGAAGGGGCCGAAACUGGAGCCCUUUUUGCAGAACUACUGUUCGAUGGCCACCUUCGUCUCGCUGCUGCUCACCCGGGGCUACCACUUCAACAACUCCACCUUCCCCGACAUAGCCUUCCAGCAGAAGGCCGGGGACACGACUGUCGGCUGGGCCUUGGGCUACAUGCUGAACCUGACCAACAUGAUCCCGGCGGAAGAGCCUGGCUUCCGGAAGGGCAUCAGCUUCAUCCCCUGGGUUGGCCUCAUCUUCCUCUUCAUCGCCAUCCUUCUGGGCAGCUUGGUCAGCAUCUUCUGCCUGCUGAAGUCCUCCAAGGACCGAGGGGGGGUGUAGGCCAGCUCUCCCCUGGUCUUGCACUGGGGGCUCCAGCCUUUUUGCCAAAACUCAGGAAGGAAGAAAUGGGGACAAAUGGAAGAGCCAACGCUUCACGGAGAUGCUGCUUUGGAUUUGACCUUCUUGCAGACAGCAUACACAGCUCAGCCACUCUCCCGCCUCCUUUUUCCUUCCUGGAGGGCCACCAGCCCCCUCCCUUCAAGAAAAAUGUGCUGCCAUUUGCAAGGAAAGCUUCUGGAGACUUCCAGGCCUCCCCUUCUUCCUGCUUCAUGGAUACUCAGGAAUUUCUUGCCCAUCUUAAACCCCUCGACUGAACAAGACGCUGCCCCCACCCCAGGACAAAGGACCCUGGGAGGAAAUGUCAUGGGCAACCCCAGGGCCUUAGUGUCUCUCAACAGGCAUCAGCCGCCUUCAAAAACCGGGGGUCCCUGGAGGAGGAGCCAAUGUCCCUAUGAUACGGACAUGCAGUCUCGAUGGCCUGAGACUGCAGCUGACACUUUUGCCACUUGGGGGUCCAAUCAGACCUAAACUGUCCCGAAGAGAAGACCACGUCUUGCUGAUAUAAGGGACAAUGCAAAUCUCUGGUUGAUACAAGAGAAGGACUUCAAGCUGGCGACAAAAGGCAGCCUAGCUGAUGAAGUGGGGAUGGCUAUGGAACGGAAGGAAACAAAAGGAGAAAGUGUGAUCAUCUGGUGAAUCCUUUCUGUUUUGAAAAAAAACCUGCCCAAAAGAAUCUCUUUUUUAUGCUAAACUAAAUCCUUAAGCAGAAGCAGCGGAACUGAUCUUCAUUGUUUUGUUUUGGUUAAUAUGCUUUUCUUCUUGUAACUAUUGAAAUGCUCCUCACAAUUUUUUUUCUCUCUCCCCCCUCUGCUUAAAGUGAAUGGUUUUUCUUCUUCGGCUCCUUCCUGCUUUAUUUUUCAACUUAAGGACUAAAAUCUCCUCUCUACGCUAACAAAAAUCAUCUAUUAUUUGCUAUUAAACUCCAUUUAAGAACUUUGUCCCUCCUAAAUCUGAGACAACACAAGAAAGUGAAAAAUACUGAUUCUGCUGCUCGAAAGCUACAGGCUAGAGCUUUUUUUUGAAACCACACAUUUGUUCCUGUUUCUCCUUUGAUCUCACAGUCUUCGUGCUUCAAAGCUCUGUAACUAAAAGUGAUAAGAGCCAAGGGCACAAAUUGUUUACCACAGCUGUCUCUUGAGAGCUCUAUUGGCACUGGGAGAGGGCAAAAAAUGGAACCUCUGUCUUUUGAAGAUUAAAGCUACAGUGGCAGUAAUUUACAAUUUGGAACAUGGAGCAAUUUACAGAAGAGGAAACUUUCAUUUUGCAAAAGAUUUGGGAUGCAAUUCAAAAGUUAUUGGUAACUUGGAGAAUUGACAAGAAGAUAGAGUUUAUACC